GGUUUGUGGAGUUCGUUGAUGAUUAAAAACAAAUAUAUCGGCGCAAUGUAUGAUUUCAAUCCGUGUUAUUUGCUAUAGUGGAUCUAUUUUUUCAGAUACCUCACAACCGCGUGCGUAUAUACUUCAGCUCUAUAUUUGAGUCUUACAAAAUGCCAAAUAAAACACGACCGAAACUGUAUUUCGCUACACUACUUUUUUUAAUCAUUAAUGAACACCAUGAACUUUACCAACAUUGCUUGAUUGACAAUCCAACUAACACUUUAUAUGUAAAGUGCACAAGGCACUGUUUUUUAUAUACGUAUACAUUUUCCAGCUCAGUAAUGUUUUUCUGUGAGCUCACCACAGUGCAUUCUGGGAUAGCCUUCUCCACAAAGCAACACUAGAUUACAAUUUGACCUAAACAUUUUUAUGUCAGGAGUGCAACUAUGAUGUCUUAAAGUGCUGUCUUUAUGGACAGAUCAUUAAAUUUCAGAACAGAGCCAUAGUACCCAUGUUUUACUUAAAAUGUUAGUGCUCGAUUAUUCUUUUAAUAACAAUGUUAAUUUGAACGACAGGUUCUGAUUUGCUAAAAAUGAGCAGAGACGACUUCAUUCAAAUCUGUGGGCCUGCUGAUGGAAUCCGUCUUUUUAAUACAAUCGAGGGGAGGUGCGUACAACCACGUCUCACUUUCUAUGUAUCUCAGCUGCAGAAUAGAUAUCAAUCACAUGCCAAAGGAGGGGCUGAUGGAGUCUACCAUGCCCUCUACCUAGAGGACCUUCCUGUGUUUGAGCUUCCUGAGAAGAUAGCCAAUCUAUACAAUGUGCCCUCACACUUGGUUUCGGAUGCGGUAAGAGGGCAGAAGUUGGUCCUAUAGAUUAGCUAGAAGUUUUGGGUGCUUUUUUAGAAAAAAAGUUUUAUUUUAAAGUUUCAAUUGACAUUUAUGGCUACUG
Misgurnus anguillicaudatus (oriental weatherfish) is the source of this 929-nucleotide messenger RNA. The record is from RefSeq and is a predicted model, not a curated record. Lineage: Eukaryota; Metazoa; Chordata; Actinopteri; Cypriniformes; Cobitidae.